AUGCGUGCUACUCUCUCUUCUUGUGCCUCGAGUAUCAGCAAAUCGGAAGGUUUUGGGUAUGAAGGACCAGAUGAUGAAAAAAAGGAGGGUCCUCUGAUAGUGACGCACGAAAGUGCAGACGAGGCAGUGUACGACAAGCCAUUUUUAAUCCUCGACGUUCGCGAUGGAGACCAGGAUCAUUCCAAACGGCGCAUUGUCCACGCCCGGCCUUUUCCUCUGGCCCAUUUACACCAAGAGAAAUAUUCGCCCGAGCUCAGGCGCUACCGAAACCGGGUCGGGACCCUGAUCAUUUUCUACGACGACGAUGAGAAGAUGGGGCAGGCCGCGUCCCUGGCCGCCCAGCUGGUCGAACGGGGAUGGGAGAACGUCUUCGUGCUGUCCGGAGGGAUCGAGGCGUUCGCUCAGGCCUGGCCGGCGUACGUGGAAGGUGGUCUAGGGAUGCGAUGUGGCGGGAAGGGAAGUAAGGCAGGGGUGGAGGAAGGGAAAGGGAGGAGGGAGGAUGUGGAGCCCCUGGGAGGAAACCGCAUCUCCGCCCACUCGCUGAGCCGGCUCCGCGCCUCGGAAAAGGCUUUAUGGGGGAAGACUCUUGGACAGAGAGGGCCUAGACAGGGGCGCCGUGCACGGAGCAGUCUUCCCUCUUGUCCCAGCCAGUAUGGGAGGGAGUCAAUAGCGCCUUCGUCGUGUAUGAGCCGAGGCAAGGGUACAGGGGAAAGCCGACGGCCACCCAGUCGGCUUACAAGUGAUGAGAAAGCUUCGAGAAGGCUGACGUCAACAAAGGUUUCCCACUGUCUUGACCCGCCGGGGGGAGGGAGCGUGGGCACGCCGAGCCUGGCUGCUUCCCUCGCGUCCUCCCUCUCCCUGGCCGACUCGGUCAUCCAAAACGCCCGUCGCGCACAGGGCAAAUUCUAA
Molecule: messenger RNA, 909 nt
Organism: Nannochloropsis gaditana CCMP526
Product: testis 14
Exons: 2
Coding region: 1-909 (302 amino acids)
Biological process (GO): cilium assembly; protein polyglutamylation
Cellular component (GO): ciliary basal body
Source: RefSeq, a predicted model, not a curated record